UCUCUGCCUGGAAGAGAGCAAUGAUCCAAUCUGUUCACGAGGACGCCAUGCCGACCACUGCCUCUUUCAGUUGCAAAAUGUUCAACGUCACCUCGCAAGUCCUUGAACCUGCUCUCAACGGGACCCCUCCCCAGGGCAGCGGCUGCGUCCACUCCGACUGGUCGAGCUGGCUGAACACCAUCCAGUCCCCCUUCCUCUGGGUCCUCUUCGUACUGGCAGCUCUCGAGAACGUCUUCGUCCUCAGCGUCUUCUGCCUGCACAAGAGCAGCUGCACGGUGGCGGAGGUCUACCUGGGCAACCUGGCCGCGGCUGACCUGCUCUUGGCCUGCGGGCUGCCCUUCUGGGCCAUCACCAUCGCCCACAACUUCGACUGGCUCUUUGGGGAAGUCCUGUGCCGCGUGGUGAACACCGUGCUCUACAUGAAUCUCUACAGCAGCAUCUGCUUCCUCAUGCUGGUGAGCAUUGACCGCUACCUGGCCCUGGUGAAGACCAUGUCCGCGGGCCGGACGCGCAGGGUGCGCUGGGCCAGGCUCUACAGCGUGGUGAUCUGGGGCUGCACGCUCUUCCUGAGCUUGCCCAUGCUGGCCUUCCGGACCAUGCAGGAGUACAGGGCCGAGGGCCACAACGUCACCGCCUGCGUCAUCGUCUACCCGUCCCGCAGCUGGGAGGUCUUCACCAACAGCCUCCUGAACUCCGUGGGCUUCCUGCUUCCCCUGAGCGCCAUCGCCUUCUGCACCGUGCAGAUCAUGCACGUGCUGCGCAACAACAAGAUGCAGAAGUUCAAGGAGAUCCAGACGGAGAGGAAAGCCACCGUGCUGGUCCUGGCCGUGCUGCUACUGUUCAUCGUCUGCUGGCUGCCCUUCCAGAUCAGCACCUUCCUGGACACGCUGCAACGCCUCGACAUCCUCUCCGGCUGCUGGGUCGACAUCUUCACGCAGAUCGCGUCCUACGUGGCCUAUAGCAACAGCUGCCUCAACCCGCUGGUGUACGUGAUCGUGGGCAAGAGCUUCCGUAAGAAGUCGCGGGAGGUGUACGGGCGGCUGUGCCGGCAAGGGGGCUGCGGGUCGGAGCCCAGCCCGACGGAGAACUCCAUGGGCACGCUGCGGACCUCCAUCUCAGUGGAACGCCAGAUUCACAAACUGUCGUAGUGGGUGGGGAGCAGCCAGUGAGCAGAUGUCACCAGGGCUACUAACGUGGGUGACGGUUGUUGGACAGUGGUUCUCAGGAUGUGCCCUGGGAGGAAUGGAAGGAAUCCCAAGUGUGACCUUGGGCAGUGAGUCGGUGUCUCCAGUAAAUUCCUCCCCGGCUCAAGUUGCAGAUAACAAGGCUGUGAGGUUGGAGUGAUCUGGUACACAGCCAAGGGCUCCAGAAACACAAGAGUAUUAUGGUUCUUAUUUGCUGCCACCCCUAGACCAGAGUGCUGCUUUCCAGGAGUGGAGGGAGCCUGGGGGCAGGGACAGGAGUGACGGAGCUUCCCUCCCACGUGGUGUCCCACCUUGCCCCAGCACGACAGCUCAGAUCUCCAGACAUGCCACCCAGCUUUGGUGCAGCUGCUGCGUGCCCGCGCAGGGCUCAGCUGAAGUUUUGCCCUGAGUUUCUUUAAUCCGCUCAGCUAGGACCUUGGAGGACGAUUUCUCAGGUGAAUGAAGGUUAAACUCCGAGAGAUCCGUGGUGUGAACCCGGAGACCAGUAUUCUUUCAUUUCCCUCAUGGAAAGACAGGUGGUCUGUGCCAAAGAAGAACCCAAUAAGCACUUAUGCAGCACUUGCUGUAUAUGCAGCCUUGAGCACUGUGGGUAAGAGAAGAAAGAGAAAGUACCGUCUCGGUCUUGAAGGAACUUGCAGCCUCAUGUGGGGAUAAGUCAGCACCUGCAGCCACCAGAAGCCUGUUUUAGACACGGUCAAGCAAGGCACUGUGGGCGGGGCAGAACGGAGGGGUGAGGAGAGGCCGCCCCAGCUCAGCCUAGAACUAAUUGCACGUGGCUGUGUCCCUGCCUCAGUUUCCUCCUCUGUAACACGAGGCUCUUGGGGGAUUAAAGGAGCUAACAGGCGUAAAAGUACUUUGACAAAUGAAGGUGCUACGUAAACGUGAGGCAUUAUUACACCCACAGAACAGGAAUGAAUUUAUUAUAAGGAGAAAGACACAGGUUCAGCAAAAGGUCCGUAGAGGCGAGUCGGUAGCUCACG
Kogia breviceps (pygmy sperm whale) is the source of this 2185-nucleotide messenger RNA. Lineage: Eukaryota; Metazoa; Chordata; Mammalia; Artiodactyla; Physeteridae. The record is from RefSeq and is a predicted model, not a curated record.